This is a messenger RNA of Notechis scutatus (mainland tiger snake), 1281 nucleotides long. The record is from RefSeq and is a predicted model, not a curated record. NCBI's taxonomy places the organism in Eukaryota, Metazoa, Chordata, Lepidosauria, Squamata, Elapidae.
UCCAACACCCCAAAUUCCCAAGGUGAAGGAACCAUGGCCGGAUCUUCUGGCACCCUCUACCAGUUCCGUCCAGGAGUAACGAAGCAGACGGUGGAGUCACUUGCUUUGAGCCUUCGGAAUCCACUCACCGUCCAAAGCUCCUAUCAAGCCGCUUUUAACGUUGCCCAUGUUUCAGUCAAUGGCGACAUGGUGGGCACUGGAGCCUACGCUGGGCUGCACCUGGUCUCCCCCCAGCUGAACGGGGCCGCCGUUGUGGGGACGGGGAGCUACGGGCGUUCCCCUUUGGUAGCUUAUGAUCCCCACGUGCAUUUGAGGGCUUCGGGCCUUUCGGCGGGAAUGCAAGCUGGCAUGUCUUCUGCCAAGCCGGCCUAUUCCUUCCACGUCAGCGCUGACGGGCAGAUGCAGCCGGUGCCCUUCCCUCCCGACGCCCUGAUCGGCUCCGGCAUCCCACGCCACGCCCGCCAGCUCCACACGCUCUCCCACGGCGAGGUGGUCUGUGCCGUCACCAUCAGCAAUUCCACCCAGCACGUCUACACGGGGGGCAAAGGCUGCGUCAAGGUCUGGGAUGUGGGGCAGCCGGGCACCAAGACCCCCGUGGCCCAGCUGGACUGCCUGAACCGAGACAACUACAUCCGAUCCUGCAAGCUUCUUCCUGACGGCCACAGCCUCAUCGUUGGGGGCGAGGCCAGCACCUUGUCCAUCUGGGACCUGGCGGCCCCCACGCCCCGGAUCAAGGCCGAGCUGACCUCCUCCGCCCCGGCAUGCUACGCCCUGGCCAUCAGCCCCGACGCCAAAGUCUGCUUCUCCUGCUGCAGCGACGGCAACAUUGUGGUCUGGGAUCUGCAGAACCAAACCCUGGUUCGACAGUUCCAGGGUCACACGGAUGGGGCGAGUUGCAUUGACAUUUCCAACGAUGGCACCAAACUCUGGACCGGCGGUUUGGACAACACCGUCCGGUGCUGGGACCUGCGUGAAGGCCGGCAGCUGCAGCAACACGACUUCAGUUCCCAGAUCUUCUCCCUGGGCUACUGCCCCACAGGAGAGUGGCUGGCCGUGGGGAUGGAGAGCAGCAACGUGGAAAUCCUCCACGUGACGAAAUCGGAGAAGUACCAGCUUCACCUGCACGAGAGCUGCGUCCUCUCCCUGAAGUUCGCUUCCUGCGGGAAAUGGUUUGUCAGCACCGGGAAGGAUAAUUUGCUAAAUGCCUGGCGAACCCCUUACGGAGCCAGCAUAUUCCAGGUAAGGGUUGAACCCUGUUCCCAAAAUGAUGCAAAGCUGUAA